Molecule: messenger RNA, 1577 nt
Organism: Drosophila innubila
Lineage: Eukaryota; Metazoa; Arthropoda; Insecta; Diptera; Drosophilidae
Gene: Polr3E
Product: DNA-directed RNA polymerase III subunit RPC5
Exons: 2
Coding region: 88-1527 (479 amino acids)
Biological process (GO): DNA-templated transcription
Cellular component (GO): RNA polymerase III complex; nucleus
Source: RefSeq, a predicted model, not a curated record
AGAUGGGCAACCCUCGGCAACCAUACAUUGCCCCAAAGAAAAAAAGGUUACUGACGAAAUUAAAGUAUUAAAUAAAUCGUAACUGAAAUGGACGACGAAGAGGAUCCCAUUGUGGAGGAGAUACCAGUAUUUCUAUCGAAGAAUCUGCAGGACAACUUGUACCUCUUCCAGUAUCCCACAAAAACGGAAAUCGCCAAUCACGACGAUGCCAUCGUCGUCAAUUGUUGUGUGAAACCGUUUACACAGGAAGUCAAGGUAGAUUUUGGACUGAAUAUUGAAUCCAAGCACUACGACCGAUUCAAGGCCGAACAAUUUGCUGUGGCCGCCGAUGGCAAGAACACCUAUGGAGCUGUUCCGCCCAAGGGAGCGGAAAGACCGACAUUCAAGCGUGGCAUCAUGGACAAACAGGCGUUUACGAGCACGCGUUCCUUGACGGACAUCUCGAAGUACGUUGUGGGCAUCUACACAGACAAGGAGGUGCAUCUAUCCCCGCUGGCCAGCAUUGUGCAACUGCGUCCCUCACUCAGCCACUUUGACAAGGAAGACAAGCGACGCAAGGCCGAACAGAAGGCCCAAAAUGACGAUAUCGAUGACGAUGAAGUGGCUCAACAGGUGACUGUGAAGUUUGCACGUGGCACGGGAGCUGGCGCUGCUGCUAAAAAGACCAAGGAACAGCGCGGUACCUAUGACAACUUUGUGCAGCGCAUUGUGGAGGAGCCUUGGUGUGAGACCUUUUGGCACGCCCGCGACACACCCACUGCGGAGCUGGAGCGCCAGAAGAUGUACAGCACGAAUCAUCAGUCGAAUCAGUCGCUGUCGCUGCCAGCCAACGAAUAUCUGAGCAAACUCUUGCCACACGACGAGCAUGUCCAACAGGUGGACGUGGCCAACGUGUUGCCAGUCUAUAACAAGGCCAUGUUGAAGACCAUGCCUCUGCUGGAACAGCUGCGCGUGUUGCUCAAGGAUGCCAGGACGCUCUCGUUUGCGGAUGUGCUGCACAUUCUGUCGGAUCACAUUGAUCCCCAUGUGAGUGCAGACAAGGUGCUGGCUCUGCUUCCCCAGGUGGGAAUCCUGCUGCACGGCAAUUGGGUGCCCAAGUCCGAGGUGGUCUUUCCCGAGAAGAUGCUUUCACAUGCCAACGGCGUUACGGCGGAGCAAAUGAUACGCGCCAGGGAUUACAUACUCUACAGAUUCUCACGCACGCCGUACCUGUAUCGUAACCAGGUGAUGACUGCCACACAAUUGCCUCCCGCCGAGACUCUGGACGUGCUGAGCACCGUGGCACGCGUUAAUUCCACGAAACGCUGGGAGCUUUUACUGCCACCCGACAAGGAGUUUGAGCAGAAGCACGUGGAACUGGUGCAGCGGCAGGAGUUGCAUUGGCGUGCCACGGAGCAGUCCUACAAUGAAAUGGACUGGGCCAAGGAGACGAAGAGAGUUCGCAAGCGAUCCACGCGCAAAAGUGAAUCCCAAUCACAACAAACGACGAUGCCGCCGCCUGCAGUGCAUGCUCCCACAGAGGCGUAGCAGUGAUUAACUGUUCCAGACAUUAAAAUGAGAAAAAUCUUUGUUAUAAA